AACGUCAAAAUUGCCAAAACUGCUAUAACGCAGGGAACAAGUAGACGCGUAAAUCAUUUUAGUUCUAUCAGAAAUUCACCGUCGUAGCGGUCAAUCGAAUUAUUGGCCCAAAACCAUAACGAUCCAUGUGGCGAUAAUAAGUAAUUUUUUUCAAACCACUUCUUUAUUAAUUGCGUUAGUAUUAUUAGUCCCGCAACCAUGGCUCACUGUAUGAGAGUUUUGCAUGGCCAGGGUGGCAGGACUAGAGUGGCCCUGUUGGAGAUUCAGCAAAGAUGCUUCAGCGUGUCCCCUCUCGCCGCCGCGGCAGUUCAGAUGUCGAGAUUCGACAAGGCUCCACUACCAUACGAAAAAUUAUCACAGAACUUGGAGAUAGUCAAGAAGAGGUUAGGUCGUGAAAUGACCUUGUCCGAAAAGGUUCUCUACUCACACUUGGAUGACCCUAAAGGACAGGAAAUCGAACGCGGCACCAGCUACCUCCGCCUGCGGCCCGACCGCGUGGCUAUGCAGGAUGCCACCGCUCAGAUGGCCAUGCUGCAGUUCAUCUCGUCGGGGUUGCCCCGCGUCGCUGUACCCUCCACCAUACAUUGUGACCACUUGAUCGAGGCUCAAAUCGGAGGCGACAAAGAUUUGGCGCGUGCUAAGGACAUCAAUGCAGAAGUAUACAAGUUCUUAGAGACAGCCGGUGCCAAAUAUGGCGUCGGUUUCUGGAAGCCCGGCUCCGGUAUCAUCCAUCAGAUCAUUUUGGAAAACUAUGCCUUCCCCGGACUGUUGAUGAUCGGUACUGACUCCCACACACCCAACGGUGGAGGUCUUGGCGGCCUAUGCAUUGGUGUGGGCGGUGCUGAUGCUGUGGACGUAAUGGCUGACAUUCCAUGGGAGCUGAAAUGCCCGAAGGUGAUUGGUGUGAAACUAACAGGCAAGCUGAAGGGCUGGACUAGUCCCAAGGACGUGAUCCUCAAGGUGGCCGGCAUCCUGACGGUGAAGGGCGGCACCGGCGCCAUAGUGGAGUACCACGGGCCGGGGGUCGACUCCAUCUCCUGCACAGGAAUGGCGACCAUUUGCAACAUGGGCGCCGAGAUCGGAGCUACUACUAGUGUGUUCCCAUACAACGCUCGCAUGGAGGCCUAUUUGAAAUCCACCGGCCGUCAGAACGUCGCUUCAUACGCCAAUAACUUCAAACACCUGCUGACUCCUGACGCUAAGGCACCUUAUGACGAGCUGAUCGAGCUGGAUUUGUCCACAUUGGAGCCGCACGUGAACGGCCCGUUCACCCCGGAUCUAGCCAACCCGAUCUCCAAACUCGGCGAGGAGGCCAAGAAGAACGAUUGGCCCCUGGACAUCCGCGUGGGCCUCAUCGGAUCCUGCACCAACUCCUCGUACGAAGACAUGGGCCGCUGCGCCAGCAUCGUUAAGGAAGCGCUGACCCACGGCGUGAAGUCCAAGGUUCCGUUCAACGUGACCCCGGGCUCGGAGCAGGUGCGCGCCACCAUCGAGCGGGACGGCAUCGCGCAGACGCUGCGGGACUUCGGCGGCACUGUGCUAGCGAACGCGUGCGGCCCCUGCAUCGGCCAGUGGGACCGCAAGGACGUGAAGAAGGGGGAGAAGAACACCAUCGUGACGUCAUACAACCGCAACUUCACCGGCAGGAACGACGCCAACCCAGCAACGCAUUGCUUCGUCACCAGCCCCGAGCUGGUCACGGCCCUUUCUUUAGCUGGUCGUUUGGACUUCAACCCGCUGACUGAUGAGCUGACCGGAAAGGAUGGCAAGAAAUUCAAACUUUCUGAUCCGUUUGGGGAUGAACUGCCCUCCAAGGGCUUCGACCCCGGCCAGAACACGUACGAGCAUCCCCCGGCAGAUGGCAGCAAGGUGAAAGUGGACGUGUCACCGACCUCCGACCGUCUCCAGCUCCUGGAGCCGUUUGACAAAUGGGACGGCAAAGACCUCACCGACCUCACCAUCCUCAUCAAGGUGAAGGGCAAGUGCACCACCGACCACAUCUCCGCCGCUGGACCCUGGCUCAAGUACCGUGGACACCUGGACAACAUCUCCAACAAUAUGUUCAUCACGGCAACGAACGCGGAGAACGGCGAGCUGAACAAAGUGCGCAACCAGCUGACCGGCGAGUUCGGGCCCGUGCCCGCCACCGCGCGCGCCUACAAGGCGGCCGGCACGCGCUGGUGCGUCGUCGGCGACGAGAACUACGGCGAGGGCUCCUCCAGGGAGCACGCCGCCCUGGAGCCGAGGCAUCUGGGCGGGCGCGCCAUUAUUGUCAAGUCCUUCGCUAGGAUUCAUGAGACCAACCUGAAGAAGCAGGGUAUGCUGCCGCUGACCUUCGCCAACCCCGCCGACUACGACAAGAUCAGACCCGAUGACAAGAUCAGCCUGCUCGGAUUAAAAGACCUCGCCCCCGGAAAGCAAGUCGACUGCGAAAUCAAGCACAAAGAUGGCAAGACCGAAAUCAUUAAGCUGAAUCACUCCCUGAACGAGCAACAAAUCUUGUGGUUCAGGGCCGGCUCCGCGCUAAACAGAAUGAAGGAAAUCGCCGCUGGCAAGUGAAUAGCUUGCGAACCCCUAGCAUAGAACUUGCAUUGGUCACCCCAAAUUUAGGGUAAAUUUUAGCCAAAUAGCAACAUUGAAUAAAGAAAUUCGGAAAAGAACGACGUGGUGCUAUUAUGAAAACUGCGUUCAUUAGAAUCUUUUAAAAUUUUUAAAUCAUGGCUAAACGUUUGAAUUCAGCCAGUGCAAGUAGUUACCAAUGUAAAUCUCUUAUAUAGAGCAUUUUAUAUUCUCAUUUGGACAAUACGGCGGUGAAUCUUAUAAUUAGUGUAGUACAAGUUACUUAGAUGAACUUAGAGAUUAAGUUUCAAUUUAUUUCUAUCAAUCACUUCACGAAAUCAAAUUGUUUUUUAUUAUUUAUGUAAAUAAUAUUUACCAGUGAAAAUAAACUUAUACAUACAUUACCAAAAUUAAAA
This is a messenger RNA of Amyelois transitella, 2975 nucleotides long. RefSeq names its product aconitate hydratase, mitochondrial (gene mAcon1). NCBI's taxonomy places the organism in Eukaryota, Metazoa, Arthropoda, Insecta, Lepidoptera, Pyralidae. Gene Ontology annotation, biological process: tricarboxylic acid cycle. The record is from RefSeq and is a predicted model, not a curated record. Gene Ontology annotation, molecular function: aconitate hydratase activity; 4 iron, 4 sulfur cluster binding. The coding region runs from base 199 to 2559 and encodes 786 amino acids. The transcript has 16 exons. Gene Ontology annotation, cellular component: mitochondrion; cytosol.